AUGCUGGAGGGCGCGCUCAAGUCCUGGAUCGUGUACUUCCUGGGCCAGUAUGUGGAGAGCCAGACGGUGAACGUGUCGGCUAAGCUGUGGCAGUCGUCGGAACGGCUCAAGCUCGAGAAUCUGACACUCAGGUCCAGUGUCGUGCCUAGUUGGCUGCCUUUUAGGCUCAAGACGGGCUUUAUCGGGUUAUUCGAAGCAGACUUGCCCAUCUCCGCCAUUUUCGGAAGUGCAUCAGCCAAGAUCAAGUUCCAGGACGUCCUACUGGUCCUUGAACCCCUUAAGCAUGAUGAAGAAGAGCUACAGGACGAGAUUUCGGCUCUGGUGGACCUAAAGAUUAGCAAACUUGAGCAGGACCUGCAGGACCGCUGGAACGGACCGCAAGUACCCGAAUACACUGUACCUCAUGAGAGUGAAGGAUACUUUGGUACUGACGGCUGGAUAGGACGCACCAUGACCAAACUUAUUGACAACCUGCAGGUCGAUAUUAGGAACUUACACAUACGAGUAGAGGGAGUGUGGCUCCCAACAGGGCCCAUGAGGAGUCCUCCGACAUCAAGGACCAGUAAUAAGGAAAAGAAUAGGACGGAUGGGGUAAAAUUCGCAGCAGGAUUCACGCUAGGGGCGCUCUCAGCGGUCACGACGCCUAGUAAUUGGCGAGUUGGAGGCUUUGACGAUCAGAAACAGGACGCUGCACAGGAGAAAAAUCAUUUGGUGUUCAAGUUGAUCAAUGCCAUUGAUCUGUCGGCGUAUGUGGACCCGAAUGCGCUGCAUUUUAUCCACUCCAGAGUCCAUCCGAAGGUGCUGCAGUCGACGCUGUCGAGGUUAAAGGAGAUGGGGUCGAGAUCGGCCAAGGCAGACUGGUGGAAUACAGAGGAAAGCGCGCAUGCACAUAGGUUCUUGGUGGCGCCGAUUAAUGUGGCGCUGAAGCUGACGAUGAACACAGCGGCGCAACAUGCGCAGACGGAAGACCCGCGCUAUAAUGCGGUGUUUCACUUGUCGAGGAUAUGGAUGACACUGGAUGAGGAGCAAUUGUCAGUACUGAAGCUGAUUAUCGACUCAUUCUCUGGGCAUGAAAAGUGGAGAGUUAUGGUAGCAGAACAGGUGAGGGCGUCGGAGCGACAUAUCGCGAGUAACGAGGCCAAGUUGGCCGAGCUGGCGGAGAAUUAUUUUCUGCUGUGGAAGCAGGUGAUAGCGAUGAAAAGCGAAGGGAUGGAUGCGCUGAAGAAGAGCGAGGCAUGGCAUAACGCCACGAGGAUAGAACAGCAGCUGCCGUAUGAAGUGGUGGUGUCGAUACGGAAUCGACUCGGACUAGAUGAUAUCGCAGGCGCAGAAAGGAUAGUACCGUACCCGAGUGCAUUGUAUGGUCUUGGCGAUGCUAUGGGCAUACCGCUCCCAGAGAUCAGCGUGCCAUUUCCUGAAGGACCGACAGGGCUCCUGUUCGAUAUACUGGCGUCAGGUGAUGUGGCGAUCAAGCGCUGCGCCGAGAAGAGUCCCGCUGCGGUGAAAGAAAGUGUGAGGCCGGGAUUGCUGCUGGUCAAAGUGGAUGAUCAACCGCUUCGAUCGGUCUUCAAAUUCAAGUCCGGUUUCGAUGUACAGUUAGCAAUCGACUCCAUGCCCGGAACGAAGGUGCUAACAUUUCGUCACCCUUCCGUGACGCCGCUCGAGGUGACUCCAUCCCGCGCUGUCGCCAAGGUGUCAUUUACCUCGGACCAACUGAAGUUCUGUCUUGUUCGAGCUUUCCAGAAGCGAGUGAUCGCGGAAGUGAUGCUGGAUCACCCUGCGGUUUCGAUCACUGGGUUUGGGCCGAGGUUGUUCUCGUACCACUUUUACGACAUCAAGGUUGAUGACUUUUACGUUCAGAGCAUGUCACGAGAAGCCGACAAAGGCAAUCAUUGUAUUUCUUCCAGUAUCUGUAAACCUGUGGAUGGGUUUAUUGAUGAAAUCGACCAGAGCUCUGCGCUUCGAUUUACUAUGAAUCAUCUCUACGAAGCGCACCCGCACGCUCGUCUCGGUAAAGUUGAUACGUAUGGAUCGAAGAUUUCAUUGGCUAUCGGUAACUCUAUUGCCGUUUUCGACGAACCUAAAAUGACUGCACUACUUGGUGAAUGGCGCGACUGGCUUAGCGCUAUCUCGAGCAACCACACCGAUGGAAUACCCCCAUCCAGCGUCUCUCGGGUGGAUGUCAAUUUAUCUGCAGUACCGCCGUCAAUGACUUCUCAGCUUGUGUCAUCGUACGCAUCGACUAGCCCCUCAAAUAGUGCCCUGGGCGAACCUGCAAGAGUCAACAGCUACUCGUAUGAAGUCAAGGUUGAUCUGCUGCGUUUGUUUGUCAGUGCCCCCGAAGCACCUGCUGCACCCGUGGCGAUCUCCAACGAACCAUCCUAUCGUGCGCUGUUGAAACAGCUUGUUGGCGAUGAACCUAGCGGGGCUCCAGCUAUUCCUGAUUGGGCAAGGGCUGCGCAUGCCAUCGUAGUAAUGCAGCGCUUUAUUCGAGGAGCUAUCGUGCGUAAACGGAAAAUGGUGCGCUUGGCGCUAGCGAGGAACCGCUGGGUAUACUACGAAGGGAGCGAGAUGAUGGGCUGGCUGUACACCAGAGACGACUCGCUUGCUUUCCGACGCUGGCGGCGUUCGUGGUGCCAUCUUGACGACGACGGCAACUUCUCCAUGCACAGUAACGGCUCGGGUGCAGAUGUGCUGGAUGAGUUUAGUCUGCUGGGCUGCAAGGUUAUUAUGCUACCUAAUGCUACUGGAGGGCCGUGGAAGUCUCGGAAGGGCAAAUUGUGCGAGGUUCUAGAAGUUACGACUCGAUCUGGAGCUCUUCGAAAAGUGCUGAGCUCAGACAGCCGGGUGGAGUUGAAGAAGUGGAAGCAGAGUAUUGAAAGCAGUGCAAGGAGGGCGGCGAAGAGAUCCAAUAGUGACGACGUUGAGGUGGAGGAAGCGUUAUAUGACUCGGCCAUUGAAGAAGAUACGUACCCUUUAGAAGACGAGGACACGCCAUUUCGCAAUUUAGAGCAGCGAAAAGGAGUGGCUUUGGACGAACUUCUACUCGGAGGGUUUUCUAGCAUCUAUCGACCGACUGCGACGCUGAAGAAGGAGCAGUCAUCGUGGUUCUCGCUGAGUGUGACCCACGUGACAUUCGUGGUCGAUGUACAUCGCGUCUCGGAGCCUGACCGCUCCGCGUUCGCCUUGUAUCUGGGUUUGAAAGACUUCUCCGUAUUAGAUCAUCGCCAAUCUUCGGAGUACGGUGUGCUGCACGUCGGCGACAAGUUUUUGAGUCUGAAAAAUGGUGAGUUGACCCCUGGAAAGAUGCGAGCGGACCAUCUGAACAAAGGUCCUUUUUUGGUUCUGCGCAUGUCGUACCGUGGAGCGCGUGCUGCACCAAGUUGCUUCGUACUACAAAGCGGACUCCACGCAGACCUCACGAUAUCGGGCUGGGUGAUGCCACUCACUUUGAUGCAAGUCUUAUUCGACAUAAUCGACCCAGCGAGCGCUACUCCUUGGAAGGAGGUGCCUGAGCUUGGAAUUCAGAUUCGUGCUCCAAUCCUGGAGGCGUACCUUGAAGAUUCUCACUGUGUAGCGAAGCUGACGAUCGAGGACAGCUCAUGCUCAUACCGUGCGGACCCCGGGGUAGAAAACUUCAAGCUGCAUCUUGGGCCUACUGCAUUGUUUGUGCUUGCUGAAGACGUCGCGCUUCGGCUGGUGCAAGUGGACAAAUUCUGGCUUAGCUAUGAUCUCCGACUACAUCGACAGACGGACGCACCUAUGGGUGGAUGCGAUCUGUGUGCCGAAGAGUCAGCGAAGAAGCCUGUGUGUCAUCGUUCUGUAAGUAUUUCAAUCGGGCAGGUCAAACUCGAAGCAGAUCGAAGGUUGGAGCUGCUUUUCGCGUUGUUGGAGGCGCUGACACACAGCGAAGUCUCUGCUGAGGCUGAGGGGGACGCUGAGUUUGACAGUGCUAACGAAGAAAAGGCCAUGGACAGCGAUGGCUUUGAGAGAAGAGACUAUGAUGUCAGUUUCCUUGCAGGCGAGCAGAUUUCCCAAACGGAGCGAUUCUCGUCCAUGCAGUUCAAUCUCCAGGACCAGGAUUCGAUCGAUCUGCGGCCUAUGUAUGCAACGGGGUUUGGUCGCCCGUACGCAUCUCCGUCUGGACGUAGUCGAAUGUCCACUGCGACUUCUGCUGGACUAAACUACGGACUGCAGGACACGAGCCAGGAGCGAUCCAAGCGAAAGGCAAAGGUCUCUGCCUUCAUCCCGUUGCUGAACUACCAGAUGCUUGUUGGAAUUAAGAGCGAGUCUUUAGAGCGUCAGAUCUCAGCAAGGAGUAUCUUCCGUACGCGACUGCGGAUGGGAAGAAUUCACGACCGGUUAUCCAUCACGUGCUACUCAGUGGUCUUCGAGGUGAUCAAGAGAAGCUUGUCCGUCGUAUCCUUGGACACCUACAUCCCCGUGAUGAAUUUCUCUGUCAGUGAUAUGAAGAUGCAGUGCAUGACGCGAACGGAGCUUUCGACGGACCACGCAGUGGAUGCUAGCGUGGAAAUAUCAGCUCGUUACUACAACACUUCUUUGGCAGACUGGGAGCCCUUCAUCGAGCCUUGGCGAGCGUACGCGAAGGCACGAAGUGAUGGCGGCGAGGGCGGAACGACUAUGCAGCUGAGUGCACUGCAACGUCUCAAUGUGAACUGCACAGACUCGCUGAUCCGAUUGCUGUCCAGCAUCGCAAAGAACCGUCGAAAGCAAGACUUUAUUGUAGAGAAGCGGACUCUGGCUGCUGUGGCAGCUGAUGGAGAAGCCAAAAAGGAGGACGGUCGUGUGUGCGUGCUGAACAAUCUCGGCGUUCCUAUCCGGCUAGCCAACCUCAACACGUCCCACGCAGGCACACUUCAUGUUGACGUCAGGGACGGCUGGUCCUUCCCAGGGUACGCACGAUUCCACAACGUUCGAGUCUCUGUGGUUUUGUUGCCGUGGUGGCAUCCGCGCGAGAUGCAGCCCGUGGAGAAUUUUCGCCACAAGUUUUCGCUUGCGUACGGUGGAGCCCAGUCAGGCGUCACGCCAAUUCUGAGGAUCGACGUGCUGACAACGGACGAAGGCAAACGUAACUAUGUGUUUGAUCACGUCACGAACAAGUACGUGGAAGUCGAAGAAGACGACGAUGACGAUUUCUUCGACGUGCCUGCUGCACAGCGAAUCACGCCGCCUAAUACGCAGCAAUGUGUGAACCGAGGAGACAGCACGAACACAACCACCUCCCAACGGACGAGGUGGUCGUCGGUGGGAUCGGCAGAGGUUAACCUGGCUGGCAAUGUCAUGGCGUCUCUCGACCCCAAUCGGAUGAAGUUAAACCGAUGGUACCGCCUUCAUGAUUUGCGCGGCAAUGUCACGGGUGAGAUCUUUGUCGGUCUGCACUUUGUACCAGAUGCGAGCAACUCCGUGCACCACAGCAGGAUCAAUGAGCCUCAGCAAGUGAAAGACGGCCAAUUCUUGGUGUUUGAUCCGCUGAAAAUCGUUACGGCGAAUACAAAUGGCCCUGAAGGUCAAUGCAAAGACCACGUCAUGCUCUCGGAUGGCCUGCGCGGGAGUUAUAUCCCCCCGUUGGCUCUGGAAGUCAUUAUUGGCUCAUCGCGAAUGAGCUUGAUGUGCCCACUCCGUCGCGCUGGAAAGUUCCUCAUUCAAGGCGAAAAAGUGCUAGCAGAAGUCAAGGUGGCACAGAGAGACGAGUCUCGUCGCGUCCUGCUUCUAAGCUCACCUGUUCAGCUGAAGAAUGACACCAGUAUUGAUAUGGAGCUGUGGACUUGCCGAACGCGCUUAGCACCUGGCGAGAGUGGUGCCUUACCGAGAACAGGCAAAUCGAUGACGCUGACUACGAGCAACAAGAUGUCGGUCCCGAUUAGCGCAAUGUUCGGUGAAGAAAAGGACUCGAUCGUUGUGAAGGUGGAUGGGUGUAGACCUACUGUUGUGGCAGAUCUGAACAAACUAGCAGCAGGCUCCACGAUCCUGACACUAGAAGCCGAAGACCCAGAAGGCUUAGGUUAUUGUCUGUAUGUAAACAUUACGUCGCACAUGCGUAAGGUGUAUCGGGAAGAACACCAGGGCAUGAUUACCCGUGGAAAUGCGAGCCAAGACGGCGAGUUGCAGACGUACGCGACCAAGUACCAGAUAUCACUGCACUCGUGUCUAAUCUUUGAGAAUACUCUCCCGAUUCGAGUGCAGUACAAGAUCGUGGCCAGUGGAUUAUUGGAGGAAGUGGUCCGAACCGGCACGCUUUCACCUGGCGAAGAAGUUCCUAUCCACGAUUUCCAGUUGGACGCACGAUUGAUGCUGCGGUUACCUGAGAUGGACUCAAUCUGGAGCCGCCCCAUUAAUCUCGGAGACUGUAUCUAUCGAGAAGGCAUGGGCAAGUCGAUUAAGUCGAUGCUCGGAGCUAUCGGUGCAUGGGACCCACUCGUGGAGUUCCUCCCGUCUCCUCAAAGUCCUGGCAUGGCGUUCAAGGAAGGCGAUAUCGCCUCAAACAAGGUCGUCACUCGCAUCGACUAUACAGCAGCAGACGUCGGAAGUCCUCGCAUCGUGUUGUACUGUUCGUUGUGGGUGUAUAACCAGUCGCAUGUGCAGACUCUGCUGUUUCGUUGUGCCGAUAACCCGGAUGCGACUGCUUUGGUGGUGCCUCAAUUGGUUCCUCAGCGACCUGUGCCACGGUUAAUGGAUUGUCCAGGUCAGGCCUUCGAGAUUGGUACCAUUAUUGACACAGAGGUCUCACGCUGGUCGGACAAGAUUCAUUCAACCGUGGUGGGUGUCCAGGAACCUAUCAGUCUCAAGUUUGGCAGCAAAUUGGGUCCGAGAACCCGCAAUGAACUUGGUAUAUCCAUCCAGCGACCACUGGGUCAGUUCCACCGCACGACACAAGUCAUCGUGACGUCGCAUUUUGUGUUUGUAAACAAGACUCAUGCCGCAUUCAAAGUAUCGCAGUACAUGAGGACAAGUGACCGAGUUGUGGAACUGCCUGCCAUGUCGAAGAAAGGAAUUCCAGCCACACACCACUUCGAUUUUGAUGCCACGACGAGCUUAGCGAAUCGACGAGUGUACUUGCGAAUGGACCACCUCGGAGCAGAGUGGAGCGGCCCAUUUGUUGUGGACGAGGAAAACGAGUUUUCGCUCAAACUAAAGGGGUCAGUGAUGGAGUCGUGGCGAGGUGGAAGCAGUCAUUUAUAUCAGCUCGAGGGAUUCCGACGUAGCGCCGCGGAAAUGCACCGUAUCAAGAUCCGGAUCAGCAACAUGGGGCCAAGUAUGGUUGUCACGCUGCUACGAGAUGAUCCACCGAUGUACAUGAUCCGCAACGAGUCCAGUUCGGACGUCUAUGUGAGCCAAGUUCAUUGCUCCGAAGAAACCGUGGUGAUUCGUAGCCGCGAGUUUGUUCCCUUCGCGUGGGUGAAACCCGAUGGACCUUGGCGAGUGGCUUGUCGAACGGGGAGCAUCGUGGGUCGCGUCAAAAUGGCCUCUCGGAACUACGGAGUUUAUGACUUUGCGAACUUGGACCGAGAACGUAAUAUCGACGCCCUGCGCUACCGAAUGUUUGGCAGCAAAUCAAAAACUAUCACUGGGGAUAUUGUUAUGGACCGAGCAUCACGCGUGCUGGUUUUCCGCGACCACGACAAGGACAAACCGCCCAGUUACAUUCUGGAAGUGAAGAUUAUCGCGGCAAGACUUCGAAACGAGUUUUCUCUCAAGCCAGAUUCAACUGCAGAGCUGAUUGCAGAAACGGACAACCACGCUGCAAGAGCGACGGAAUCGAAGGAGCUCAAGACUGCGCACGUGUACCGAUUCGACUCGGAUCUCGAGUUCGCGUGUGAUUCUCGACCCAAAAAGCUGACGCUAAACUUCUACGAGAGUCCAGGAGACCGAGAGGGAAUACUUCGCGACAUGUCCUCUAUAGGUAUCGAUGAUGAAAGCUACUUCAACAGCAAUCGCACCAAUAGGCGUAGAGAAAGCUCUGCAGAGCUUGCGCUGGAGUAUGACGAUUCUGGGAGUCCUCGGACAGGAGAGGACUCCACGUCGUUUGAGAUGAUGCACACGCCUCCUGUCCAACGAGGUCGCCCCCCCGUGUCAGGUAACAUCUCGGACAGUACGUUGUCUCGGAACCAGGCGUUCUAUCGUAACGAUAGCGAUCCCUCGAAUGCAGAGGGACUAAUCCAGCUGAGCGACAUCGAGCGAGUGAGCGAUUCGUACGCCUCCUCAGAGCAGUCCGAUGACUCUGAUCAUCGUAAAAUGGAGCGUGAGUACGGCGCGGCUGGCACUGUGGAGAUCAAGAUCCCGAAGAAAGCCUGGACGCGAAUGGGUGUGGGGGCAAAGCGGUCUAUUGCUCUGUCAUACAACACAGCAGAGCAAGCGCGCCGAUCUCUUGGACGAGUAGAAGGCCACUGGUGGGAAAUGCGAGAGCCAGAAAGUGGCGAUUUGGUGGGCGAAGUGCUCGUGGCGCUGAAGUUCCGCACAUCGGUGCGAGAACAUAUCCAACCGACGGGCAUUUACAACAUGAGUGCGAUUAUCCCGAGCAUCGGUCUGUCGUUUCUUCACAACGCGAACUCCAGCAUGGUGGAAGUGGCGUAUGUUUCCAUGCAGCGUCUUGGUUUGCUGUAUUCAUGUGCGGGUGGCAGCAGCGAGGUGGUGUUUUCACUUGGCAACUUGCAGAUGGACAACCAGAUGGAACGUGAAGUGGUUUUGGGCCCAAAAGUGCAUCAAGUGAAGGAAGGAGUGUCGGUGCGACUGCGUGAUCGCUGGAGGAGCUUCAUGAACUACCGAUAUCGUGGUAUCUUCGAGGAGUUAGACACCAACAGCUUGAGUGUCAUUCAGUUCCGGAUACUGUGGAACUCAAGCUGCCACGCGGGUGAGUUCACGCACUACGAGCUUAUUGAACUGAUUAUGCAAGAGCUGGAGGUGUCGACAGACGAGAAAUUUGUCGUUAAUCUGAUCAGCGUUUUUCAAGGCUUGGAGGGACUUACGAGCCACCACACCUUCGAAGAAAUUCUCAACACACAGCUUGACUACGCAGGUGUUCCUAACAGUGCUAUCGCACCUUCUGUGGGCUCGGACGAGCGAAGUGGUGUCGGUGGAGCUGCCACAAGUGCAACAGGAGCUGAACCCAGCGGCGUUUACAUCGAAGAGCUGUCGAUUGAAGCGAUCCGCAUCAAGUUUACCAUGGAACUCCACGGCGGACGAUACAUUAAGACCCUGGGUCCUUCCGGUCGACGGUUGGCUGUUUACCUCCCCGAGUCUAACGUGAAGGACUUCAGGCUGUACUUGACCAAGCUUUCGUUCACGCACCUUUACGAACCUCAAGCCAGUGUGGUGGAGAAAGUAACGCGACGAUACUCUCAGCAGGCCGUGAUUCUCGUUCUCAGAGGCUUACACACGGUGUCUGUGUACGCGAAUCCGUUCCGUAUUGUCUAUCGAUUGGGACAUGGUGUGGUGGAGCUCGUUCGUUUACCUGCGCGUGGCUUGGCCUCCGGUAGCCCUCUUGAACUCAUUAGUGGCGCAUAUCUCGGUGUCCGAUCAUUGGCGAUGAACACGAUCAGUGCCAGCUACGAGAUUGUAGCGGGAGCGACGGGGAUAUUGGGCGCUAUCUUGACUCCAUUUGUACCUGAAAGUCGACGCAGAGCUUUCGAAGAGGAUCUGGCUGCUUUCCAGCGUGCAGUGAUCGAGGAAGUGGAUGCUUUCGACGCUGCUGAAGAGCGUACGAUGACCAAGUUGAUCGUGCGGAAACCACGCGAGUUCGACCCAAGUGGAGUGGGGCUCCUCACAGUUUAUGGUCCGGGCUCUGUGCCACUGGAGGAGCAGGAACGCAUUGACCACAAGGCCGUUAUACUCUUGCAACUGUGGUGGCGUCGUAGACGUCGAGCUAAGUUGCUCCUAGCCGAGGCACGCCGUCUUCGCCCUGAAGUUGACGAUGAAGGUCGAUCUAACCAGUGUGCGGUGCAGUGA
This is a messenger RNA of Phytophthora infestans T30-4, 9963 nucleotides long. RefSeq lists its product as uncharacterized. The record is from RefSeq and is a predicted model, not a curated record. NCBI's taxonomy places the organism in Eukaryota, Oomycota, Peronosporomycetes, Peronosporales, Peronosporaceae. Gene Ontology annotation, molecular function: protein binding. Gene Ontology annotation, cellular component: extrinsic component of membrane. Gene Ontology annotation, biological process: protein retention in Golgi apparatus; protein targeting to vacuole. Bases 1 to 9963 code for a protein of 3320 amino acids. The transcript has 6 exons.